AUGCUACCUUUUAAGAAAGCUGACAGUCCAUUUAAAUCAAAUCCGGUGUCUCGAGUGGGAUCUUCUACUCGUUUGAAUCAGUUGGGUAACAUAAAAUCAAACCCAACCACUCCCAAUCCAGCGCUAUAUGUUACUUCAUCAUUGAAUCCACUGAAAAACUUGCCUACAAAUGCAGCCAAUGUCAAACUGAGAUUACAAACUCAAAAGGAUUUGGAUGCAUUUGAACAAUUGCCAAUGGUUCAAAAAGUUAAUGAAUAUGAAAGAUUGCUCAAUGAGUUAUCAGAAGCAGUGUCACAGUUUAAAAAUGAUGAAUUACAAGAGAAAAUUGCACAAAUUAUAACUUGUAAUGAUGUUUUGAAACAACAAAUUGAAGACUUGAACAAACAUAGAAAUUAUAGCUAUGAGGUGGACAAGUUGUCGGACAAAAAUAAAACAUUAGAAGAGAACUCGAAAUUUAUAUUGAAAGAAUUAGUGAGUUACAGAAACGAAUUAAAAAAAUUACCGAAAUUACCCAAAUCCGAUAAAAUGGUUAACCGGAAAGUUGACGUCGAUGAUAUUUUGAAGUAUGCUUUUAAGUUAGCCAAGUUUACCAAGGCGCCUGCAACUGUUGCCAAUAUGCCAUUCCAAAUACAUCCAAACAAUUAUGUAUGGCCCGCUGAAGAUUCAUUGAGACGUGGAAUGUUGGCACAAGCAUCUUUACAAGCAGAAGACAUAAUACGGUAUGAAUUAGGAGACAUAGAAAAAGAAGAUCCUAAAGAAGUUAAAACCAAAUCCAACGACAAUAAUGACGAUGAUGAUGACAUGGAAGAUGUCAGAAUUUCAAAUGAAAAUACAAAGGAUGAACAAGGUUCUAGGCCGCAUCCAGCUAGUGAAUAUGACACAAGUAAGAGGAAAGAUGAACAAAACCAGCCACCAGUGGAUCUUAACUUAGACUUAUUUGAUCCUGACGAUGAAUACUCAGAUUAA
Messenger RNA from Candida dubliniensis CD36, 966 nucleotides. RefSeq names its product Med4p (gene MED4). The coding region runs from base 1 to 966 and encodes 321 amino acids. The transcript has a single exon. Gene Ontology annotation, cellular component: core mediator complex; mediator complex. Gene Ontology annotation, molecular function: transcription coregulator activity. Lineage: Eukaryota; Fungi; Ascomycota; Pichiomycetes; Serinales; Debaryomycetaceae. Gene Ontology annotation, biological process: regulation of transcription by RNA polymerase II. The record is from RefSeq and is a predicted model, not a curated record.